AUGGCGGAGGCCGGGCUUGGAGCACGAUUCCUCUUCAGGAUCAUCAAGAAUGAUGCCAUGAAGCAAGAUCCUCCCCAGAUCUAUGGAUGGCGUGUUUUCCUGCUCGCCUGCUCCGCUUGCUUCGGCGGUAUGCUGUUUGGGUUCGAUAUUGGGACCAUUGGCGGUGUCUUGAUCUUGCCUGAGUUCAUGAAGGAAUACGGACUGGAUAAGCUUAACAAGGUCGGACAAGCCAAUCUAUCUGCGAACAUUGCUUCUACGCUCCAAGCUGGAUGUUUCCUCGGAUGCUUCAUAGCCUCCUGGGUUGCGGAUAAGGCGGGUCGACGGACAAGUUUGAUCAUGAAUGGUUUAAUCACCAUUGUUGGCUGUAUCCUCCAAGCCGCCAGCUCGGGAAGCGUAGCAUGCAUGUAUAUAGGAAGAUUCGUAGCUGGCGUCGGCGUCGGAGGUGCCUCCAUGGUUGUUCCCCUCUACAUUUCCGAGAACGCGCCUCGAGCCAUCCGAGGCGGUCUCACCGGUAUCUAUCAGCUCUUCAUUGCCUCUGGAACCAUGCUCGCCUUCUGGGUGAAUUACGGCUCCAUCCUGCACAUCCAUGGCAAAGCCGUCUACAUCGUCCCGCUCUCCCUCCAAGCCCUCCCCGCCGUCCUCCUCGCUGUCUGCAUGUUUCUGAACAACGAGUCUCCCCGGUACCUCGCCAAAGCUGACAAAUGGGAACGGGCGUCAUCCACCCUCUCCCGCGUCCGAAACCUCCCAGAAGACCACCCCUACAUCCAGGCUGAACUCCACGACAUCUCGGAGCAGCUCGAACACGAACGCAUGCUGAUCGGCGGGUCUUCGCUAAAAGACUUGCUUAGAGAAAUGUUCACCAUCCCCGGGAACCGCAAGCGUGCUCUGAUUUCCAUUGGUCUGAUGAUCUGCCAACAGAUGACUGGCACUAAUGCUAUCAACUACUACGCGCCGCAGAUCUUCAAGAACUUGGGGAUCAAGGGAAAUAGCACGAAUCUCUUCGCAACGGGCAUCUAUGGGGUCGUUAAAAUGACGACGUGUGCCUGCUUCCUUCUCUUCGCUGCGGAUUCUCUCGGAAGACGGCGCUCACUGCUUUGGACGUCGAUUGCGCAAGGCACGGCGAUGUUGUACAUUGGUCUGUACGUCCGUAUCAAGCCUCCGGUUGCAGGCGCUGAUGUGCCUCCCGCGGGAUACGUUGCAUUGAUUUGUAUAUUCUUGUUUGCCGGAUUCUUCCAGUUUGGUUGGGGCCCUGUGUGCUGGAUCUAUGUGAGCGAGAUUCCGACGGCUAGGUUAAGGAGUUUGAAUGUUGCGAUUGCGGCGGCGACACAGUGGUUGUUUAAUUUCGUGGUUGCGAGAGCGACGCCGAAUAUGCUUGCGACGGUUGGGAGCCACGGUUAUGGCGCCUUCCUCAUCUACUCCUGUUUCUGCUACACUAUGUUCUUCUUCGUAUGGUUCCUGAUCCCUGAAACAAAGGGUCUAUCGCUCGAGAAAAUGGACGAUCUCUUCGGCGUCACGCAACUUGUGAAGACGCUCGAAGAAGAUCGCGAGGCGCAUGCUCACGCUGUGCCCACGACCGAGAUUGGUUUAGAUGGGAAGGAAGUUGCGAAGGUUGAGAAGACGGAGAUUGUGGGUGAGGGCGAGGGGAGUCAGGGGAAGAAGCUUGGUUGA
Messenger RNA from Lindgomyces ingoldianus, 1668 nucleotides. Its product is annotated as quinate permease. Gene Ontology annotation, cellular component: membrane. The record is from RefSeq and is a predicted model, not a curated record. The transcript is spliced from 4 exons. Lineage: Eukaryota; Fungi; Ascomycota; Dothideomycetes; Pleosporales; Lindgomycetaceae. Gene Ontology annotation, molecular function: carbohydrate:proton symporter activity. Gene Ontology annotation, biological process: carbohydrate transport; transmembrane transport. Bases 1 to 1668 code for a protein of 555 amino acids.